This is a messenger RNA of Megalopta genalis, 4642 nucleotides long. RefSeq lists its product as uncharacterized. NCBI's taxonomy places the organism in Eukaryota, Metazoa, Arthropoda, Insecta, Hymenoptera, Halictidae. The record is from RefSeq and is a predicted model, not a curated record.
UGUGCUCCAGGUGGCCGUGGUGGGUGGCAUAUAAGUAGAGGCCUGCAUUCGCCGCCGUUCUCAUACCCUCACCACGUCCUUCGGCUACCUCUUACUUUUACUCCGCGCGCUCGGAACACGAGUGGUGUUCUUUUUUUUCCGUUUCGUUUCGUUUCUGUCUUCCCGCCACCGCGUCGUCGUCGCCCCGUUCCUCUCUUUCCCUGGGCCGAGAGGUAGUCCCCCUGUCGCUGGGCCAGCCGCGGGCGUACACGCGCACCCACACAGAGACAGACAACAGACACAGCACACGCUCUCUAGGCUCGUCCCGGCUUAGGGAACCGGAGCACGAAGAGUGAGAGUGCAGAGACAGAGGGACGUCGGGGUACCCAGUGAAAAAUCGAGGAAGAAGCGAAGAGGAGACGACGAUGGUCGCGAGUGUCCGGUGACGAUACUGAUCGGUGUUCUUGUUCAGCAGUACCGCAACCGCAUCCGAACCGCAUCGGUCUUAUUCGCAGUGUUUUACCGCGCAGCUCGCGACAUCGUCCACGACUACGGAACAGGAAGAACAAGGACCAACGAGAACCUGAAACAGGACCUGCCCGUCAACAUGUGGCUGAAAUCGGCGCUCCUAUUAUGCUGCGUCCUCGCUAGCGUCCUAGCGGAGGAUAAGGCUCAGACGAAGCAGCCGGUGAAAAUCGAAGAAUUUGUCACAUCUCACAAGCUGCCGGAGAGCCUAGCCAGGCGGACGCAGUUCAACGACGACGAAGACGAGGACGUGGUGGACGUCGAGAGCAGGGCUGUCUCGAAGGACAGCAAACACGCGAAGAAAGUGGUGCCGCGACUCGAGAGCUUUGAUAAGAAGCCGGACCAAGUACGCCGGUUCGAUUUCGGCGAGGACGAGAAAGCGAACGCGAAGAGGCAAGUGCGAGUGGAGCUGGAGAACUUCAGCGACACUGGAGUCCUCCAGGAAGACGGUGUCAGGAGAGGUGACGGGCAUAGGUCGCGUUCCGAAGGUCAGAGGGAUUCCGUCAUACCUGGAGUCCGCGUCAGCGACGAAUACCCCACGACCAUGAUGCCGUUGCUGACGACGCCUCGCGAGGCACGCGGCUUUGACUUCGUCCCGGUGAACAUUAUUCGUGACGAUGGCAAGGAGACCUCGUUCCGAGAUCGCAACUUCGGCGACUUCAGCGACGUCAGUUUAGUUCCGGCCGGCACGAACUCGAGAAUCCAGGUAAAGAAAGGGCCGAACGGCAAGGACUACGAAUACGAGUACGUAUAUUAUUAUUACAACUAUGAAGACGAGGAUGAAAGUAAGGCCGGUUCGGCGGACUCUUCCGUCACCAAUUCUCACGACGUUCCUUCUAGGACGACGUCCGCGCCUAGGCGCGGCGGAUCGUCCGCCGCCAACAGGAACAAGUACAGUAGCGUGGAACGGAGCACCGUCGAGCCAGCCAGCAACGAAGUCAUACCGAACAGAAACGGGAACCGGGGACGGCAGUUAACCGAGGCCGAAGACGUCUCCGAGGAAAGAUUGCCUGCCAACACCAGGUUCCCACCCAGGUCCAGAUCGAACCACAACACGGGUACCACAGAACCUUCGAGGACCCGUGGUAACCGUCCCCGACCUAGCCUGGACCUGGUGGACUCGAGCAGCUUCAGGACCCAUCAGGAGGGGCCCGAGUUCCCUCAAGUGCUGCCUAAGGGUCCUGUCAGAUUCCUGGGAGUAACACCGAACGAAGAGGCUGAGGACAAGACUAGUAGCAAGGGUAGAGGCAGACCACAUAGAGUCCAGGAGCCUGCGCCAGUGGAAGAGGAAGUAGACGACUCGCCUCUUCCCACUACCAGGAGGAGACCAAUAAGCAGCACGCCGUCAUCCGAGGUGAAUAAUCGAAAGAUAGUGGAAGACGAGACCAAGAGCAGCUCGAGAUCGGUCGAGCAAGCAGAAAGCAAAGAGGAAUCCUCUGCUGAAAGAAGCAAAGAGAGAGGUUCCCUGGAGAGAGGCUCCCUGGAGAAACAGGACUCGGAGGAGCAGGACUCCUCCUCGACCUCCCCGAGCACCGCCUCUGUUACUACCGACAGUCCAACGACAGAGUACCCAUCAGCCAUGGAUAAGGUAGCUCUGGACUUGUACGCCUUCGUGCAGCAGGGUCAGAACAACCUGGUCGAGGCUUCCAGUAGCGAACCCACAUCGGAUGGGACUACCCUAGCCGAGGAACCGACUACCACCGACUUGGCAGCUACCACUGAAUCCACCGGUACAACGUUAACCGUCGAUCUCACCACGACGGCCGAACCAACGACUACUACUACAACUACCACCACCACUACAACGACAACGACCACUACAACCACCACUGAAGCCCCCACGUCUACUACGCAAGCUGCUGGAAGGGGCAAGUUCAGGAGGCCUGGACUAGGUGGACCGGCCACCUCACGUAACCGAUUCAAGUCGAACGGAGGCGGCAGUACAACCACCACCGAGUCCCCAGAGCCUACCCAGCGUACCCGAAAUCGCUUUGGAGGGAACGGGUCGAAUGGCGGGUUCAAGAGAGCAAGACCAGGUCACAAGCAGCCUGUGGAAGAGGAUGCUGUGCAAAAGGAGAGCGCUAGUUCAGUCCAUGCUGAACGACCGUCUACCACAAAUGGUCGCGGAAGGUUCCGUGGUACCGGGACAACCAGGGCAACCAUCUCCACAACCACAAGCUCGCCCACGAAUGGCGCCGGAUCGACUUCCUCCACCAAUGGCGUGUCUAGACCAACGUUCAACAAGCUGAACCUCAACAGACGUCGCGGCAGACCAACGACCACGGCGCCGAACACCAGCGAGGAGAGCCAGGACUCCAAAGAGACCGCUAAGGAGACGACCCAAGAGGCUGUCACGACUGCCCCUAAGACCACAGUCAGAGCGAGACUUCCGGUACCUGGAGCCAGGCCACCAGUUAUCAAACCCGGCGGAGUCCGAUUGAAUCCAAGACAGAAACCAGGACAGCCUACCACUACCAGCACCACCACGCCAGCUGUGCCUGCGGACACUUCGGGAGAAGCUUCAAUAGAAGAGCCUGCGGGAGAGGGCACCGAGGAGGAGACCCACGAAGCGCCAGCAGAAACCAGCCCGCCGCCGACCAAGUCGACGACGGUGAAUCCCCUAAACAAGCUGCGCAACCGCAACCGUCUGCAAGUGCACCCGAAGUCGACGACCAGGUCUCCGGUGACUUUGCCUGCUAGGAGGUCACCUUUGCUACCGCGGCGCAAGGUAACGGAAGCGCCCGUAGUGCAGACCAGCCAGGAAGAAGUCUCCGAGGAACCACAGUCGUCCAGUAGCGAAACGGAAUCGACUGAGGCGACAUCUGCCGAAACCAGCACCGCGGCCAGCACGAGACACGAGGAGACGCGUGGACUGAGUGGCCUGCUGGCCCCCAGGCGCAGGAUAGCGCCCCGACGCCCUGGACAGAUCGUCUCCCGGGAAUAGGCAGCCGGGAUUCGCCUAGACUCGGUGCUCGAUGAUCAAAAACGCGCCCCCAAACAUCGAGACACCUACAUUCCGCCGAUAACCGUCGCUGAGCUGACUGGAGCGCGGCUGACGGGACCCCAGACACCGGUAUAAUAACCGUCCGCUGUCGGAGUGCGCUGCUACCGAAUAACCCAAAGUCUGUAGGCCUGUUCUACAGACCUUGUGAAUAACCUAUCUCCAGACUAGACCCGCUCCUGCAACGGACGGUUAACAGCGUCUCUGAUGGGACAGACAACGUUUCUUAGGGGCUAAGCGUGUUCUCGUUGGAACGAAUGCGACGGUAUUGUAGGGGAUCCUGGUAUAUUUAGAUAGAUGGUAGUCUAGAUGGCCAAUUUAAAAACGAAAACACCAGAUCAGCAGCAGUAGGUAGUUGAAAAUUGUUUGGGAAGAGCUGAUGUUCGUGAUUUAGGCUACUGGCUCCCCUAACUUAGAUCGAAGACUAUGUCUCGGCUACUAAGGAUCAUUCGAAAGUUGAAGAUUAGGAAAAGAAGAAAGUUCAGAGCUGGUUCAGGUCUUAAACGUUCGUGUCCUAGGUCCAACAUCGCGACGACAUCGUUCUAGCGAGGACAGUUGCGAAGGAAAGCGAAGAAGCAAGGCUUGGCUAAGCGAUAGUCGACGAAUUGAUGCGGGGGCGUUUAGAAAACGGUGUCUCGAGCUCCCAGAUAGAAGGUCGGAUGUACAUAGUGAAUUUCGCGCAGCGUGACCCGCGUCCUUUUCCACGGCGUUUAUUGCGAGGCGCGAUCGAUACGUCCGCGAUGCCAUAAUCGAGGCCCGGUACCAACGUUGGGCUGCCGUUCCGCGGCGAUUUCCAACGGGAGCGCGAACUGGAAACGAUUAUACGAUACUACUUCUUAUUUAAAGGCGACGAUCGCGAGGAGGAUAACGGUCGCCGAGAAUGAUCGACGUAUGGUUAUAAUUAGACUGCGGAUCUUGUGCGGAGCUUGCCCGAAGCUUAAUCAUGGUUUCUAAAUAUGUCGAGUGAUAAGAAAUUCCAUUGUGCGAGCAAUCUAUUUAAUUGUUUGUGGUUUGUAAAUUAACCGGCAGUUGCAGAACCGACAUCCGCAGCCUAGUAUUAAUAUUUUUGUAAUUACAAUGUUCCAUGAUACACUGUAAAUAUGAUAUGAUAUUGCAAUUAAACGUGUGUAAAAUCAA